AUUCCAGCAAAGUGAGGGCAGUCAAAGAAUCAGAAACUCUGCGAGCGGCCUCGCACUCUCUCUAUCCUCCUCUCCUCUCGCCGCACGCAACAUUUUGAAGUUUAAAUGAGAGGCUCUGAGGACUGAUCUGCAGGAAGGACACGUAAAACCUGAAGAAUACUGAGAAAGACUCAGCCGGCCCGCUGAUCGGCUCACAAUGAAGCCGGUGUUGCUCUUCCUUGUUUCCACUGCUUGGACUUUGACUGGAGCCCAGUAUUACUACCAGGGGCUGAUGGAUUAUCUGGAGAACAGGCUGCUGGCUAUAGAGGUAAGAGAAAAACAACUUUAAGAGCCUCAUAAUUCAUCACUGCCUCUCAAGAGACUCCACAAAGUCAUUAAACAUUAGAAAAAAUGGCAUCUGUUAGUGUUCCUGAUUGCCUCCUCCUCCUUUUAUGUGAAUUUAAUAUCUUAACUAAUGCAAACCAAUUAAUGCAAUCUCUGCACAGCUCAUCAACUUUGCCGGGGCCUCUGGGGGGAUAUCACUUGAUGCAUGCAACACGCAGUUUGUGUCAACAAUAUUACAGUUUUGCUGCAGAUUUACCGACGAUGACACAUCACUAAUGAGAACAAGCUCAACCUUUCUGCAGCCGCGGCAAAGACCGGUUCUGCAAAAGCGGAACGAAGCUGCAUCACAACAAAGAGCUGGAGGGAAGGGAUGAAAUUACCAGAAGUCAAUUUUUGUGUAAAGAAAAACAUUAUUGGUUCAAAGUGAGUCUGAUGUAAAUGUGAGAGUAUUUCAGCGAGGUCUCAUUUGAAUAAAUCUUCACAUGUAUUCACUUGGAGCGCGUUUUCAGACUCAGGAUUUUCCUUUUUCAUCAGCCGUGUUGCAGCAACACAAAAAUGACAAUCCUAAGGCGGUUAACAGCAUGAAAUGGAUUGUCUAUUUACAGCGAGAUCCGGCUCCCCUCGCUCCCCCCUGUGGCUCCCCUCCAGUCUCAUUUCCAAUCUGCUGGCUCCUCUCCUGCAUUGAUGUGAACAUGGAGAAUCAUCAGCAGGUUUUCAUUGGACUUUCAUUUCCAUUCCUCCGCAUGCCCACAGCAAGCAAAGGGGAGAAAAUGAGAGCGAGGCGGCAGAGGAGACUUAGGAGACAUAGGAGAGGCCUUUGGUUAUUACAUUUCACUCUGAAUAAUUUACCUGUCAGCCGCUCUGUGACAGUCUCAACACCGAUCAGACCCCCGUUUGCUGUUUGCAUGAUGAUUCAUAUUUUACCAUCUGAGGCGUCUUAUGACAAGAGGGGAGGCUGAGGCCUGAUCCCAAUCCGCCCCUUGUGAGGCUUCCUUUGGUUUUGGAUUGACCUCUUAUAGAUUGGGGCCUUUCAGAAUAAAGUUACGAGAUGUAGGAGAUGAAACCUUCACCUGAGAAAUGAGAAAUCUUGAUCAGGUCCAGCCUAGAUCUAACGUAUCACAGCAUGUUUGUAAUGAAUUACAAUAAAAAAAUCAUUCAAAUUGAGCUGAUUUUUAAGUCUUUGCCAUAAUUUCAUCCAUCCAUUCAUCUAUCAUCCAUCCAUCCACUUAACAACUCUUUAAUCCACUCAUUCCAUUUCGUCCUUCCAUCAAACAUUUAUCAAUCCAUCCAUCCCUCCCACCAUCUAUCAAUUAUUCAUCCAUCCAUCUACUCACUCAAACAACCCCCCAUCCUUCCAUCCAUACGAUUUUCAUCCACUCAUCCCUCUGUCCAUUCAUUGAUCAUCAUUCCAUCCAUCCAUCCAUUCUUUAAUCCAAUCAGCAGUCAACCCUCCAUACUUCCAUCAAUCAUCCAUCCAUUGAUUAUACAUCCAUCCAUCCAUCCAUCCAUCCACUAUCCAUCCAAAUACAUCUCCCUUCUUCCAUCCAUCCACACUACAUCCAUCCACUGACCAUCAUUUCAUUUAUCCCUAUUCUUCAAUCCAUCCAUCAUUCAUCCAUCCAUAUUUGUAUCCAUUUACCCAUCAAUCAAAUUAAUCCCUCCAUUUAACAUCCAUUCAUUGAUAAUCUUCCAUCCAUCCACACUACAUCCAUCUUUCAUCCAUCCAUUAUUCUGUCCAUUGAUCAUCAUUUCAUUUAUCCAUUUAUUCUUGAUCUAUCUAUCUAUCUAUCUAUCUAUCUAUCUAUCUAUCUAUCUAUCUAUCUAUCUAUCUAUCUAUCUAUCUAUCUAUCUAUCUAUCUAUCUAUCUAUCUAUAUAGCCUACCUGCCAUCCCUAACUAGUCAAUUAUUUAUCCAUCCAUCCAUCCGUCCUUCAGCUUUGAAAGCUUUUGUUCCACGUCUAGAGUUCAUGACCGGCUCACUGAGUUUUAUUCUGCCUCCUUCUCCAAACCUUCGCUGUCGGUCAGUUUGUUUCCCUGAAACAGAGAAGUGGAGAAAACUCUGACCUGCCAGAGAUAUUAGAAAAGUUUUAGUACCAGACAAAGUUAAAUACACUGAUUAAUUUUCCUCAGAUUAUGAAUCUCAGUUAUAUCAAGACACCUUAGCCUGAUUUAGCAUAAAAGUAUAAACUAGCAUAUCCCAAACUACAGGCUGAAUUAGCAUUAAAUUUGUGAAGGCCUUCGUGUCUCAUACCAACAUUGAUGUACUUUGACAGUAUUCGCCUCACCUGUGCUGUGUUUUCAGAAAUAACAUCUUCUAGCGUUCUGACGUCAACAUUUAGCCGGGUAAAAUUAAAAACCUCAACCUGAAAUCUUUUGUAUAAUUUCUUCUGCUCUGCCCAUGUCUCUCAGGACCGUAUGCAGUUCUGGCACGAACAGACCCAUCGCUACCACACCGAGCUGCAGGACUUCAAAAAGCUAACGGCCGAGGCGGUCGAUGCUCUGAGCAAAGAGCACAACCUUCUGUCCAAAGACCUGGAGGGAGCUUCGUUUCGGGUGGACCGGGUGGAGAGAGAGAUGGACUAUGUGGAGACCCAGACUUGGCCUCGGGCCUGUGCCAAUAAGGCAGACAAGGUGCUGGAACAGGGAGCUUGGGGGCUGGAGGAGAGCAGAGGAGAAGAAGAAGAGGAGGAGGAGGGAGAAGACUGGGAGGAGGUGAAGUCUAGAGUCUCAGGUGAGCUGUAAAGAAGUACAUGCAGACUUUUUCUCUCUGCACAGUGUCUACCUUAGAGCGCUCCUCUUUAAAUUCAUGACAGCUCCCUGGCAGAGUCAGACCUUAAUGCACACAGCAGCUUAGUUAGUUAGUUAGUGAGAAGAGACGUUACACAUCAAACCAGGAAAUAUACCACCCCCCUUUUUUGCAAAGCUUCUGUCUUGGAAAAGCUCCUGGAAAACUGGGAACAAACACGGCGCUGUUAGAAGUCAUUUAAGGAAGAGCUUUGAGUCAGUGGGCCGUCAUGUUUUCCAGGAAAAAUGUGGCUUGAUGCGAGUCGUGUAUUUGAGCAGAGCCCCUCCUGUCUGAGCUUUUUUAGGCACUGAGCUCGUCCCUGUAAUCUUUAAAUCCAAAGACAUGAUGUUGCAAAAAAACGAGAAACACAACUGCUGCAACUGUUUGGAUGAAAUAGAAACUUUUGUCAGGAUUAUUAACUAUAGCAGACAAUAACAACACACCAUGUGAUAGUCUGCGCGUGAGAGCACCAUUACUGUCUCAACACCAAGCGCGAGUAAAAUCAUUCGCAUGAAUGAAUUACAUGUUAAAUCAAUGGAAAGACGAGAUAAGACGCUCCUACUACUCUGGUGUCGCGAUAACUAAUCAGCACGAAGGUUGCCGUGUGACGUAAGAAAAUUGACGGUUGUUCACUGGUAUCUAAAAUAGCUGACAAACUGAUCAUGUCGGUGUGUGGGUGCCUCGAAUUAUAUGUUACCUUUUCUUUCAAUUACUGAAACCAGAACAAAAAGGAGCUCACCUGGAGGCAAGUGAGUGAAGAGGUUGGAUUAACUGGUAAAUCGUAAAAGUCCAUCGCUUGACCCUGCUGGUUGAAUUGGCAGGGGUUACCGUUGAUGCGCAAAUGAAGCGAGUAACCCCCAAUUUUCACUGCAUCUGGAAUGGCUCCAAUCUAGAAUGAUUUUUGCCGUCCGCAAAUUCCAACUGGAUCCGUUGGUGAGGCAAUUUUUUUAGCUGACAAACUGAUCGUGUCGGUGUGUGGGUGCCUCGAAUUAUAUGUUACCUUUUCAUUCAAAUACUGAAACCGGAAUAAAAAGGAGGUCGCUUGGAGGCAAGUGAGUGAGGAGGUCGGAUUACCUGGUAAAUUGUAAAAAAAACCUUUGUCUGUCAGUUGAUCCCGCUGGUUAACUGGCGAAGCGAGUAAAUACUAUUCAUUACACGUCUCGAUUUGUGCAAAUUAAGUGAGUUGAUGAUUUUACUCGCACUUGGUGUGAGCGCCCCAUUACAACAUGUUUACAGGUAAAAUGAUUGAAUAAAUUGCACAAAACAAGACGAAGUUGCUCGGAAAAACCAUUAAAAGUUUUGCAGUUGUUGCAGGGGGGCGGCCAUCUUGGAUUUAAAGCCCCCCGAGUACCUGAAGUUACUCUGAGUUUGUUAGGGCGACCAUAUUCUGAGUCCCCCUAAAGAGGACAUGACUACGUUGGGGCGAGGUCACAGAGUUGCGUGUUGUUAAUUUUGAGAGUUGUCCGGGUCGGAUUGAAUGUUUUUUACGCACUUCUAACUCAGUUAGUCCAUGCGUCACAAACUCAAAACUUCCAAAUAAAACCCCGGACAUUUGAAGGGUUUUAUAAAUUCCCCUGGACAAAGACGGACGAGGCCGGACAGCCCCCCAAAAAAGAAGACGUGUCACAGUAAAAGAGGUCAUAUGGUCACCCUAGAGUUAGUUCCUUAUGGGUUUAAUGGAGUUUACCUGAUUUUUGGUGACAGCCCCAAGUGGACAUUUGAGGAACUGCAUUUUUCUGCACUUCUGCUUCGGUGUCAAUUUUCAACCUAAGAGGCCGCUGCUUAGUUGAAUGGGAUUUACUGUCAUUAAACAGUUCUUUAUUUACAGGAUAAGAUAAGUAAAGAGGUAAAAACACCACUUUGUCUGUAUUAGCUGCUUAAAUUCACUCAAAAGAAGAAGUUCCUUUAAAUCAUCCACACAGACACACAGAGACAAUAUUAUUUUCAAGUUGAAUCGACUCCAAAAGUUUAAUCCCUCAGUGUUGGAUCAGUAAAUCUCUUUAGUGCUAUUUUUACAGACUCUAAUUCAAACCAAAUGAAAGAAAUAUUGAUUUCUUUAUUAUCGUGGCUGACUAAACGAGACGAUCAAUAACACAUAAAUUGAAGAAUUACGUGGUCAUAUACUCUACUGUCAUCCCUGCUCUGUAUAAUCAGAGGACGCUCCUCUCAUUCAGAUGAUAUAAUACAAAGCCGAUGAUGGUACAGAGGCCUUGUCCGCGUCUUUGUUUGUUCAGGGUCUCUCGUUCAUUCCUGCGCCGCGUCUACUCUGCGGACAGGAAGUUGCCCUGAAGCUGUGGCGAUACUCUCCGAGCUCAUGUUCUCUGCACACAGUGAGCCUUUGUGAAGGUCUGUUUAGUGACCCAAAACAAACCUUAGCGCAUAGAGCGGACCCAUUUCUGAUCUGUGUGCAGGAUGCAGAUUUCGCUGCAGGACAACAUCAGGGGGAACAUCCUUUGUUUGUGUGUUUUUAGGUCCUAACCGAGCUCGCUGCACUAAUUCGUCUUCCAAUUACGAGCCUCUGUGUCCCAUUUCUCCCUGACUGGUUCAAAUUUGCCUUAAUUUAGAGAGCCAGAUAUUGACUGCUGCGGGCUGUUUGAUGUUUCUAAAUGUUAGGUUGCAAAUAACAUUUCAGUUUAGUAAUGGAAAUUCACUGAAUCAUGCUAAUGGAGGGAACCGUGCCAGCCAGGGAUACAAAUCUAAAUUUAAUGAUCAUAAUUAUGUUCAUUUUACACGUUUUAUAAUUAUAGUGUAAUUUCUCACAACUACAGACAUGCAAUCAUAUAGCGAUGCUUCAAAACGUAUCCUCGACACAUCAUUUUCUCCAAUUAGUUCCCUCUCAUGAGGCUUUAAAGUUUCUUUAACGUCCCUCGAAUCUUAAACACUUCUUGACUGACGGUCUGAUAAAACAUCUGCAGGUAUUAUUUCUGAAGACUUCAACUCCAUAAAACCCAAAUCUCUUCUGUCAGCACUGAGCGGUGAUGUUUUAUGAGAUUGACAGCGACCCAGCAGCACGGGUUUACGACCGACAGCUGUCAACACAUUUUGGCUCAAAAUCUCUUACUCCGACUGCAAUGACCCAACAGAAAAGAGACACAGGGAUACAAGUUUACACAAUACCUCUGAUUUCAACCUUAAAUAAAUGUUUACGAGUAACGUCUAUGAGGCUUUGACAACAUGUGAGCCAUGAGUGAUUUGGUUCCUCAUGAUAAGAAAUCCCUUUUGGUGUUUCUCUGUCUUCGAUCUGGAAGCUAGGAGUAAAGUUUUUCAUUGGUCAUGACAAUUUUCUGUAAAUAAAUCAAGGAAGUGUUCUGUAGUUUCUAGGGGAUAAGGUGCACGGGAUUAUAUGGCGUACUGUGAAUUAACGUGUCCAUGUUCACACAAAAGGCACCGGACUGUAAGGCGCAUUAAGCAUUGAUUGGUUUAUUGUUAGACCUGAGCUGCCCUUCAUGAAUGCGCUUCUAGUUCAGACAUUGCUGUCUGGCAGUCUUGUAGACAGCUCAGGAGUCCUGUUACCGGGCCGAUCAGGUAGUGACACAGCGUACCGUAAUGCCCCGAAUCUCCUGUCGAUCACCUGUUCCAUCCUACCCUCACUCGUGAACAAGAUCCCGAGAUACUUGAACUCCUCCACUUGAGGCAGGACCGCCCCUCCUACCUGGAGAAGGUGAUCUACCUUUUGAGGACGAUGGCCUCGGACUUGGAGGUGCUGAUUCACAUCCCAGCCGCUUCACACUCGGCCGCGAACUCAUUGUAUAACAUAAAAUCGGUCAGUAAGCACAACAAGUGAUCAUACAUAAGGCGCGCUGGAUUAUAAGGUGCACUGCAAUUUUUUUGAGGAAAUCUAAGGAUUUAAAGUGCGCCUUAUAGUCAGAAAAAUACGGUAAAUGUAACGACACUCGUAAAUAAAGCGUGAAAAAGAAAACAGCAUCUAAAUUGAGGCUGAGCUAAUAUCCUGAUGCGAGCUAAUUAAAUCGCGCGAAAGUAGACACUAACAUAAACAUAAGCACUUUAAAGCAGUUAGCUCACUAGCUAACAUUCUCAUAUUAGCAAGUUAGCUGCCGAAUGUGCUUUUCAACUUAAAAAUCUGACCUGAACUCGAGAACCGAUUCUCACCAUAUUAUCUGUGUUCCUGCUUAUCAGUGACUUAUGACCUUGAACAUCGUUAUAAUUAAUCUUUUUUUUGUUGUGUCCUGGCCACCCCUAGAGGGCGCAUUCGAAUCUGCUACAUUUUAAUGCAAUAAAAGUUACAAGAAGCCUUAUAAGUUACUUUUAUUUGAUUCAGGGGGGGCGGGCAACACCACCCCAAACCUCUGUUUUGGAUACGCCCCUGCCUCUGCAGCAGAAAGUUGAAUUUAAAUUGAAAAAUGAAUAACAUAUUAGUUUUAGUUAAGGUUAAAGCUUUAGCUACAUUUUUAUUUACAAGAGGAAAACAUUAAUUUGUACUCUUGCGUCAGUUUUGCCAAAAUCCUCCUUUGCUCAGCCUUCGUCCUGUUCGAGCUCAGAUGGUUGCAGAUGUUGAUUAUCCUGUUUGGUUUGACUUCACAUGAAUCUCGCCAAGUUGGAUCAUCAUUGCAGAGGAAGAAAACACAUCUGGUUCUUCAUUAAAAACUUGUGGAGGUCCUGGGAAACUUUCAACAAGAACAUGACAGAUUUUCUAGAGUUGGAUGAGCAAACCGUCAAUUACAGGCCUGUUCUGUGGGAGUUUCUUUGACCACAAAUAGAUCUUCUUUCUCUCUUUCUCUCCGCAGACUGUGUGGAAAUUCUCUCUGGAAUCAGAUCAGUGAAGAUCCUGAAGAGAGUGGGAAGUCCUAAGGGCAUGUGGACCAGAGACCCCAGAUCUUCUAAGGUUUAUGUCUUUAAUGGGACUUCAGGGGACAAUUUUUACCAGUUCAACUCCGUCCGGGACUUUUCCAGCUCUCCUGGAGUCUCCAGCAGCAGACAGAUCAGACUCCCAUCGGAGUUCAGCGGCCCUGGCAGCGCUGUUUACGGCGGCUAUCUGUACUACAUACAGCAGGAGGAUGAAACAGACAUGCAGGUGGUCAGAUACGACCUGAUGAGCGGCUCGGUGACAGACAUCGCCAUGUUUCCAGUGGAGAGUCACGCUCUGGUGUACGGCCUCAACCCGGAGACUGUUGCAGACCUCGCAGCCGACAACGAAGGCCUCUGGCUCCUUUACGCCGCCAGUGACAGUGAGCCAAACAUCCACCUGGCCAAGAUGGACCCUGACACACUGGAUAUAGAACAAAUCUGGGACACCAGAUGUCCACGGGAGAAUGCAGAGGCAGCGUUUGUCGUCUGUGGGACCGUUUAUGUCGUUUACAACACCCGCCUGGCCAGCAGGUCUCGGGUUCAGUGCCUUUUUGAUGUCAACGAUAUGAUAGUAAGCGAGGAGGCUCCGUUACUCUACUUUCCCAGGAGGUACGGAGCCCACGCAAGUCUGAAAUACAAUCCUGAAGAGAAGCAGCUCUAUGCCUGGGAUGAUGGAUACCAGAUCAUAUAUAGACUGACCAUGAAGAGGAAACUGCUGGUCUGACAGCAGGGGAAAGGAGUAUCAUAUUAUCUAAAGAGAAAUCCUGGUGAAACCGUUAGAAUAGACGUCUGCGCACUCUUCAGGAAAGCACCAAAGACUGGAGAGAAGAAGGGAACGUUUCUGCAGACUGAACUACCAGAACUUUGGGAUCAAUAGAGCAUUUUUUUUACAAUAAUUAUAUAUAAGAAACUGUUUAGAAGAGGUGGGCGUGGCCUCAUGGCGAAUUCAGAAGCUACGUGAGUUUUAUUUCUCCCAAAAUGACGGCGUAACCUUCCAAACAUUAAAAAAUCAGACUCUUCUUGCAGGACAGAGUGAAGAGUCUUGUGGUUGAUUGUAAAUUAUCAAUACAGGUUAAGAAAAUAGGUUAAUCAGGCUUGAACAGGUGUUUUUUCAUACCUGGACGAGAGUCAAACUAUUAGAAAUGGGUCUGUAAUAGUUGUCAUACAGUGUCUGGGCUACAGUUAAAGCUUGAAAACAAAAUUACAAUUUAGAAACAAAUUAAUGGUAGACACAUGCUUUCACUGAAUUAGGUGGCAAUAUGCAGCUUUCAGCUCGUUAGUGCUCGUUACUUGUCCACCUGUUGUCCACCUGUGGCAAGUGGCUAACGAGAUGAAAAUUAACGAUGACAACACUGUCACAGCUGCACCUUUUGUUUGUAUGAUUUCAUCUUUCUUUACUGUCCUUUCCUCUACUGUCGAGGUUUUGUUUACUACUCGGCUCCCUAGCAACACAUUUACACUCUUAAACCUCCAAACCAAAGCCCAGCAUGCUAACUGUUGAGCACGCACAGAAGACUUAAAGGUUAGAAUAACUAGAGAAGCAAGCGGUCGGCAACAUUCAUCUCUUGAGGGGGUGUCUAACUCGGUAUUACGGUGUGUUUGACCCUAAAUUAAUUUUACGUCGGAAUAUCCCUUUAAGCCAGUUUCAGUCAAGUUUGCAAUUUUAUGCAAAACUUGUGAUUUUAAUAUCUUCGACGCUAAUCAGUUAAAGUUUAAAGAAUGGGUGCAUAUGUGGUUUCUCGCAGCCUCAAGUGGACACUAAAGGAACUGCAGUUCUUUGACUUCUGCUUGGCUUUAUAUUUCUCAACAGCAGAAGUUUCUGUUUGGCACUGGGUGAGAGUAAACCAUGUCGACUGAGUCCAAAGACUGAAUUUCACUCCAGUCAUUACAUAUGGUCAUGAGCUUAUGGGAAACUAAAUACAGGCAGCCAAAAAGAUUCCCCUCCUUGCCAGGAUGGCUGGGCCCAGACUCGAGGUAAGGAGCUUUGGUUUAGAGGGAGCUCGGAGUUAAGCUGCUGCUCCUCCACUUCAAAAGGAGCCGAUUGAGGUGACUUUGGCAGCCGUUUAGGAUGCACCCCGAGCGCUUUCCUUUUGAGGUUUUACCGGUCUGUCUGAGCGAUGGGACACACCGGGGUUAGACGCAGAAAAACAAACCUUGAAACAUGAACGGGAUUAACCUGGAGAGUCAAAACUUUGACUUCCUUCACUUCAUAUUAAGUCUUUGGCUUUUUCUGAGCAUAAUGACCAAAAAGAUCAGGUGACAAGAGGAAGAAAACCAAAGAUCAAAAUAUGCAAGUGGAUCCAAAGUGUACCAGAGUGUUCAAAAAGUCUAAAUUGUUGCCUUAGUCUGACUGAAAUGGGACUUUUAAAAAAUAUGUAAAGUCGCAGUAUCGCAGUGUGAGCUUGUAGUUGAACAGUGUGGCUGUGUUGCUAAGAAACGGGGUUGUAAACAAAACCUCAGCAGAGGAAGAAAAGAUGUGAGGAAGACAAAACUUUCCUUUCUUAUACAAAAACAAAAAAGGUACAGAGCUGUACUUGGUAUCGAAGGAGGGCCGGGAGAGUGGGAGGGGACGAGUCGGAACUACGGGAGAGGGGUGUGUGGAAUACAGCGAGGUGAUUGGACGGAGAGGCGGAGCAGGAGAUUGACCAAUGGGAGCUGUCUGAGACGGAUGGCUCCCAUCGGUUUUUGUCUUUGCAGCCCUGCACCUGCUAGGGGGAUCGCACUAUAGGACCAUGAUCGCCAUAGAAACGAGGUUCAUAAUAAUUACCAAUCUCUCCAAUCGUCAACCAUGCCUUUAACUGUGCAUGUAAACCCACUCAACAGGAAGUCAUUAAAAAUAAUCAUCUCUUAUUGAUACCUUUUCAAAAUAAACUAUAUUUUUAAGCGAAUGAUCAGCAUUAGAGCGAUUAUUAAAUUCUGACUCUGACCAAAAUAAAAGUGCUCAGUCAAAUUUGAACACAACUGUAUCUACAGUGUGUGUUUGUGUGUGUGUGUUUAUGCAUGUGUGUGUGUGUGGUCUCCCCUCGUUUAAUUUGACCGUUUGAUUCAGAUGAAAAUCUCAUUUCCUUUGUUCCUGCUCCUGCUUGUUAAGCCCCCCCCCCCCCCCCCAGGCUGCGUUGUGGUUAUUUGCCGCGUGCGUCGCCACAAAAACUAAUAGCGCAGAACCCACUUUGCAUAAAUCUUUUAAUCAAAGGAAAGAAAAGCGUGUCACAGGACUGAUAAGACAUCACAUCUCAUGGGAGAACCAAAUAAACAACACUCUCUUUUCCUGAUGUCGGUUUUUCAGACUCAUAACAAAAGAAAGACAGUUUGUGUCGGCACUGUUUGCUAUCUCGGUUUAUUACACACUGGGUCACUCCAUAUUGUGAGUCUUCAUAUGAUCUAAAAUCUAAAAUGGGCUCAUAAUAGACUUUGAAUCGGAACUAACAACUGUUGAUAUCAGUCACCAAAACAUUUUUUUCAAACAUUUCUAUUAUUACAAAUACAAAAUGUUCAAUAAAAAAUUGGAAAUUCAGUGCUAUCAUAACAGCUGGAAGGGGUUACAAGAUCAUAUCAAGAAACGUUACGAUAUUAGGUGAAGCUGAGACAGUCCAUAAACGGAGGCAAUGGAUUCAACAGGUUUCAUCUACCGGGAAAAAGCACAGCACGUUGUUCUGAGAAAUAUAUGACCAUCGUAAAGCACGUGAUUUGAAGAAAAAGGAGGGGAAAAACACAAUUAUUCAACUUUUCUUUGUUUUAAUUUACACCAAAAUAACAUUAAAAAGCUCUGAUAAUGACGUUAGUAUAGAUCCUCACUAUCAAAACAACAGUGUGAAUGAAUGAGAGCAAAUGUCAAACCGCCAUGUUUGGCGAGGAGGGGGCUGACGCUGUGAUGGAUUACGCCGAGCACGAACAAUAACGCACAGACUCGCUCUGGAUGUAACAAGCCCCAAUUAGAGAAAUGCCACCGCUCUGUAGACGCUGACCUGUCCGCCCAUCAGCUGCCCCCGCACUGUUGUCGUCUCAACCCUCACAAACACGCUCAGGUACUCUGCUUUCCUAUAGAGGAAAUGGCGAAAACAGACUCGUGCAGGUCUGCUGAACACAUCUACUCCUGUCUCCAUUUUCUCAAACUUGGUGACAUACAGCUCGUACAGUUCUUCUGCAGCAGCGGAUGACGGUUGUAUUUCUUGUCUCGUGUCCCAGCAGUCUAGACCUGUCAAAGCCCCGGCCAAGAACAUUAUUACACUCAGAUUAAAGCUGCUGUGGGCUGCUGUCGAGAUAAUGCGAACGCUGUUCAACAAAUGGGCCUCAUAUCGAAAAGAAAUUAUCUGUUCAAGCAUCGGCAAACAUAACCCCUGAAUGUUUCUUGGCACUUUUUCCUCCCUGAUAUCAUUCUGGCUCGAGUUGAGCAUUUCCUGCCCUGAAAUGUACUGAUGCUAUCUGUGCUUGACAUAAUGACAAAACUAUUGCAGCAGGGGAAUCAACCUGAAACUGGUGGAAAAUAAUGUGAAGAGACCAAACUACAUGUUUUAUUCUCAUCAUAAAGACAUAUGGAGCCUCUGCUCAGAGGUGGGCGCAGUCGACGUUUAACGCUUAAGGUCCUUACACAUCGGGAACGACGCAAAUAUACGACGCAAAAUUACAAUAUAUUCAGAGGCGAUUUUGACACACCUGAUUAUACACAUCAAGUGCAAUGCAAUUGCAAUGCAAAACCGAGACCUAAUGGUGCUGUGACAGCAACGAGAUUGAGUUUGAGACGGUGAAAAUACAUAUGGUUUGUUGUAUCUGAACAGGUUAGCUUACGAGCUAAAGUUACUUAGCACAAAUGAAAGUUAAAACAAAGACGUUUAUCAAACUGUUAAAGCACACAAACCAUCGUCAUAUGAGAAAUCCGACGCUAUGACUCUCCACAAGUCAUCCUUCAGGUCGUUAUCUUUGUAAUGUUUGUGUUUUUAUCAAAAAUCACUCUGUUCUCCGACACGUAAACAAUCAGCCGGUCAGCCAUGUUGGAUAUACCGGUGAAUCUGACGUUGCAACAACAUGAAAUCUGAUUGGUCAGAAGUGGACACACAGUAUGCGAAAGUUUAGAAAAUUCGACCGUGAUACGAAAACUUAAAUGCCACAAUAUCGCAGGACGGGAAAACGUCGCUGAUUUGAACGCUUGUAUUGACAGGAUACGGGUUUGAAAAGAAUAUUGACGUCUGAAAUAAUCGCACGAUAAAAACGCUCCCGGUGUGUAAGAACCUUUAGAUGGUAACUUUGGUAACGGUUCCUCCUUUAAAACUGCUCAAGUUUUUACCAAGUUAACAUUAAACAUCGUCACAAUCAGUGUUACCGUGUCAGAGCAGGGUUUGAAUCCCUCUGUGACCUGGUGACUCCUGAUGACAUUCAAAAAAGCUGACUUCAACAAAACUCAAAACGUUUCGUUUUUUUUUAAGUUUAGGUCAAAGUAAAAGGUAACCUAAAAAAUGAUAAACAGACUCACAGGUAGCUCUUACAAGAAUUACGGAGGCGUGUGCAGCAGAGAGGUAGAGGACAAAAGUCUCAUAUCUUUUUGACUCAAAUCCAUAUUGUCAAAAUCAAAUUUAGCCUGUUAGUGGAGGGAAAAUUCUUAGUAUUAAUUUCAAAGAAAGCAGGUUUUUUUCUGAAUGGAUGCACCAAAAUUGUGUUAACUAGAGUGUCAUGUGAUCGUAAUCCUUUUGAAUUUGAAUUUUGUUUGCUAACCUUCACAAGAUUACAAGUUAAAGCGUCUGUAUGGAGUUUUUAAUAGGUUUUUGUAAUGGUCUGAAAUGAACAGUAAUGCAACUCUAUGAUGUGCAAAAGCUAAUGAGACCAAUGAUGAUGAAAUUGACAAUGUCUAUACUAUCAUUUUUAAUGCCUAUAUGUGCUGUGAGGGGCUAGGUACUACACUUUCAGACAAAAUCGUCAAUAGUAGGAGUUACCGUUUUGUCCACAGGGGGCGCCAAAAUCAACAGAGAGUAAAAGUUCCUCACAGCACCUUUAAACAAAAAAUUAGUCAGUUGCGUUUUUUUGAAGGCCUCGCCAGUUUGGGGUUUUUGGACGGAGUGUAUUUGGACUUGUAGAAGAUAUCGAUUUUUUAUUGGAGGAUGUUUCUGUCACUGCGCUGGUUACUGCAAUAUAGAAGAUGACAUGUUAGUGAGUCCAUCUGAUUUCUUAUUAAAGAGUUAAAAGUCACUAAAAGUUGCUCCUGUUUUGUUCUGCCUUUUCUUCGUUUAGCUGAUGGAUCAGUUUCUUGUGAUAUCCUAAAUUUCUUGGCUACAAUAAUUGAGGUGAAAAUCUUAAACCUUAAAAGUUUAAGUUCUUAGAAGGAGUGUGAGAGAAGUUAAGCUGAGUUAUACUGAAUUUAAAGCUCCUGAUUGGUGUUUUUAACAUGUACUAAAUGGACUUAAAUUCAUAUCGGUGCUUCUUUAUGAUAUACAAACGCAAACAAGACCAUCAGCGACAGGACUGGUCAUUUUUGCUAUAUUUGACAUUAACUAAAGUUCCUUAUGUGAGCUUUAAGCAGGAUGCUGGAAAAGACAUGACUUUGUUUACUUCUGUAAUGUGUGUGCAACAUCCUUUCCUCCAUGUCUUCAAAGCUGCUUCACAUAAAGGCUUAAUCUAAUGGUGGUAAUGUUAAUACAAACCCAAACAAACACAGAUUAGAUUUGUUAUUAAGACCAUUUUCUGUAAUAUCUGGAUGUAAAAUGACCUCUCUCUCCUCUCUCUCUAGUGUCUCCCUCGUGAACCUUACUCCCUUGUAUAAUUAGAGGACUCUUCAGGGUUAGGUGCUAAUGGCUAAUUAUGAGCUGAGCGCUGAUCUCUGCAGAUCAUUUUCCACACACUUCCAGGGUAAAAGAGAAAACAACUCCUUUGGCUGAUCUUCUUCUGAGAUUUCAUCCUCUCUCCUCUCCCCCUGUGCGCACACACGUCUCAAAGCUCAUAAACUCGAGUAUUAAAACAAAACAAAACUCCCGCUACAGGAGGCAAACAAGUGGACAGCGGACGCCGAAACUAAAUUAUUAUGUUUCUACUUCUUCUCAAAGCCGCCGAGGCUAAAAACAGAGCAGAAGUGCUCGCAUUUAAUUUCUUAAUGCUGUUAUCUGGAGAGCCGGAGUCGAUGAUUUCAUUAUCUGAAGGAUUUAAAAGGCUGAUAACGGCGUGAUGUAUUUUCUCUCAAGCAAAGCAAAGAGCAGGAGAAGAGAAGACGCUGUUUCUUCUCAAGACGACAUGAGAAUAAUAGAGAAGCUGAAAACAAGAGUCUCGUUAAUUCAAUCAGACUUGAUUUUAUCUCAGGUCGGAGGCUUUUACUUUAUCGUCACGCACGCUGUCACGGCUCUGAUUAGCGCUUUUAGUCACCGGAGGAAAUGACCUUUUGUUUUCACGUGGUCACGGGUCGAUUACCUCGUUAUCUCGGGGAAAACAAGGAUCUUUUUUUUGAGAAAUGACAACAGCAUUAAAAAGAUAAUGACAAGCGUGUGAUGAUGAACAGAUCUGCAGGAGUUCGGUGCAAAACAAGGAUCCAAAAAGAGAGCUAAUUUCACAGCAGCGCGGCGGUCUUCGUCUCAGCUGAAAUAAUCUGUUCUCCACAUGUCGCAGGUUGAGCAUCUGGAUUGCAACUCAGCCACACGUAAUCCCUGUACAACAACAUGAUAGAUGAGUGAUUAAACACCAAAAAGCUGCAGGUUUAUAAGCUCAAAAAGACAAAUAUGUUCACCUUUCAAGAGUUUAGAUUUUCUCAAUCAUCACCACCAACAAAGCUACAUAUAUUCAAAACCUCUGUGAUAUUUAUAUAUAUAUUUUUUUAUCUAUAUCUAUCAUUUUAUCGAUUUUUCUGCUUAUAAAACAAAAAGGUACACACAGUAACAAUACACAUCCACUUCAAAGCUGCUCAGGAACAAAAAAAAACAACAAGAGGAGACGAGGAAGUGCUUCAGUCUGGAGGAAAACAAGAGCGUCUGUGUGUUUUUAACUGGAAGCAAAGGGUGACAUUUCUCAAAAGCAAACAUCAAACAGACAAAGAGGUAAGGGUGUGUAAAGUGUGCUCUCUAUUCCAGCGUUUACAGACACCGUCAGAGCUCCCUUAACACAAACUCUGAUCCCACAUAAAGACAGAUUUUUCUCUCUGUUGUUUGUUUUUUUUUCGCUCCAGGUUGGAUUUGAAGUCACGGCUGUGUUUCUAAGGAAGCUCUGCGUCCGUGUGGGAAAAUUGGCAGAUUGAGAGAAAACUGUUUUGGCCAAUUUGCUCUGGUGUGAUUACCGAUAAUCCUCUCCUUUCUUCCUCUGAGUAACGUAAAAACUUCUCGCUUCUGAACGCACACGAAAAAACAAAGUAUUAUUACUCCGUCCUGACCUGAAACUCCCCUCCUCAGAUAAUUGCUUUUGUUAUUGAUAAAACUGGAAGUACAGCCGGAGCUGAGAUUCGUUUAAAUUUUCCUUUUUUUUUUCCACAAACAAUAACAGCGGAUGGAGUGACUUUACAUCUAACAGUCCCAGAAUGCUACAGUUCUUAUGCUAACACAGCACUUUGAAAUUCAAUGACAGAGAGCCGGAGAGUGUUGAAACUGCUUCACAUCCUGUUUUUUGAUCGUCUCUUUCUCCACCAGGUCCUCUGCUUUCCUCUUUUUUUAAAACCUCCGCCGCUCUCGGGGAGCGAGAUCCGAGCGAGUUUUUCCCAUCAAAGAGUCUCUGCGGCACAAAGCUGAAUCUUCACUUCUUCUCGGACGGGCCUCCUUCGAGAUCCGCCUCGGCUCGGACAGCUCAAUAUUAAAGGUCUGUCAGGGAGCAGCUCGGGGUCAUCACAACACCCACAUUUCAAUUCAGUGACCCUAAACUUUAACCCGAAAAGACUGUGCGUCACACAUCUAACUGACUGACUGGUCCUAGAUCAGUUCUUGGGAGUGCUCUGGGACUGAGGGAGGGAGGGACACAGAGAGAGAGUUGGGAGUGAGAGGGAGAGACAGUGGGGUUGUGUUUCUCCUCAAUCAGACAGACAGGACGUGGAUCAGCAGGAGGGAGGGAACCCCCUUCUGGGCUGCCGGGUCACAGGUGGCGCUGCUCAGGGACUGGCAGGGGGCCGGGGUGAGGGGCAGGAACCUUGGCUGUCAAAGCUGGCUGUCCUCGCCUUCCACUGCAGGGCACACACACACACACACACACACACACACAAGGAAGUGAUUCAUAACACACACAUGCUGCUUCUUUUUUAUAUAUAUCUGUAUAUAUAGAAGUCUGCAUUCGACUCUUAACUUAGUGUUAACACAGGGGACAUCUAUGUAUGUAUUUAGAGGGGCUCUAUGAAUAAAAGACAAACAACUCUUUAUAUAAAUUAUUCAUUAUUCCUGUAUGUUUAUAUAAAUUAUUCAUCACUUCUGCCUUAUGGUCAUGUUAAUAGACUGUUUUUAUUUAUUCUUUAGUUAGUGUGGGUAUUGUCACAGUAUUUGUAUUCGUAGGAUGUGUACUGUGUCCCUCUGGGAUGAAUUAUCUAUCUAUCUAUCUAUCUAUCUAUCUAUCUAUCUAUCUAUCUAUCUAUCUAUCUAUCUAUCUAUCUAUCUAUACCUAUGUCCAUCUAUCAAUCUAUCAAUCUAUCUAUCUAUACCUAUGUCCAUCUAUCUAUCUAUCUAUCUAUCUAUCUUUCUAUCUAUCUAUCUAUCUAUCUAUCUAUCUAUCUAUCUAUCUAUCUAUCUAUCUAUCAUUACACCUCUAAUGUUACAGACGUCUGUUGCCGUGGAUUCCAAAGGUAAGCCAAACUGUUAGCUAAAACCUGACCCGUGUUUCUAAACCUCAGAUUUUAAGAGCUCCUUCAUACCCUGAAGAAUUAGGGUUCCUUUAAGAUUAAAAAUACUAAGAUUUCAAGAAUAAAGUCAUUAAUAUCACAAGAUUGAGGCCAUUAAGUUUUAAACUUACACUCAUUUCUUUAGUCAGUGAUUUGCCACAUGAUGCUCUUUAGGAUUUUCAGUCUUACAGUAUAAUUGUGGUGAACAGUUGCAAACGUAUAAUUAUAAUAAUCAAGCUAAAGGACCCUUAAAGGAAUGACUGAUUUAGUUUCUCCUAUGGUAGCUUGAUAUUAAAGGCACAGUGAGGAAUUUUUAGUUGGUGAUCAGUUCCAGUUUCAGUCAAAGUCUGAUCAUUUCACUGCAGUUAUUCUAAAGUGCUUAAAAAUGCUGUUAAAGGUCAGAUGACUGACAGCAGGUUGAAAAAAAAAACAGCCUUUUUGGACUUUUUAAAAUCACAGUGAGUGAUAAAUGUCAUCGCAACAAGACAACAGGAUGAGGUUUUUGUUUGUACACACUAGUUUAACAUGUACGGGACAAUUGAUAAGAGGUAACACUUUGUCCACAGGGGGCGCCAAUGUCAACACAAGCAAAAAGUUCCUCACUGGUGCUUUAAGAAUGGGAAUUUUAGGUAAGUCUCAUUCAGACUUAUUAGAGUUAAAUUAACAUACUUAAAGCUCCAGAGAGGAGUUUUCAGAUAUGAAUGAAAUAGACUUUUUUAUAUUACACAAAAGUAAAUGAGACCACAAAAGUGAGAGUUUUGUAUUUGAGUUUUUGAUGCUUAAACCUGGAGUGAUGAACUUUUGGAUGAAGACACGACCUAAGCAUUUAAAGGACAAGAAAAGCCAAAAUAAUUCUCUAAACAGCUGAGCCAAAAAAAAUCCUCACUGAAGCUUUAAAAUUCUUAUUCAUGGUAUUAUCUAAACAUUAUUAUUAUUAAUUCUUAAAAAUCAAAUUAGACUUUAUGUGUUGAUUCACGUUGAAGUCAAAUAUUAGUGUUGGCAUUCUUUUUUAAUGCAGACAAUAUAUAAAUAAUGGGAAAUGAGGGAUAUCUCAUGAUUAUGAAUUACGGUAACAUAAUACCAUGAUGCAGCGACUCCUCAAUAAUUAAUAAACUGCGAUAAAAUGAUAGAGCGUAUUCAGAAAUAUGCUGAUGAUACUGUGUGAGUCAGGACAAAGAGAAACUGAUGUAUUAAUAUUUUAUUCCACCUCUACCUACUAUAGCGGAUUUUAAUAUUUAUCAAAUAACUCUUCAAUGUGAGUUUGCUGUGAUUUAUAAAAAGCACUGAUAACCCUAAUAAAGUGGUAAGUAUAACAGGAUGUUUUGCACCAUGGCGCAUCGAUGGUGGUGUCAUUUUGGCAGCAAAUCCUGAGUCUGUGAUAAUUUCACUUUUAUUUCCUGCAAAGAAGAGCUGACUGAGUAUUUGAAGUGUCAGACAAACAGAGUAAAUUGGAGAAAAAAACCCUUUUAGCUGUUUUUUUUUUCAGCUGGGCGGCUGAUGUGGUGAUAAUUUAAUUUCAGAGUCUGGUGAGCGAGCUUCAAUAACAUCCUGCUAUCUGGAGAGCACCUGCAUGUGUUUUUCUUAACUAGCCCCUUCACAUGAUUUCAAACACCUGCCGAGACGCUUUCCUCUGCAUAACAGACGACAAACACAUCCAGAAAAACUCCGGUUUACCUCCUUCUCUGACUUCUUAGACUCCAGCAGGGGGUGCCAGUGUGCAAUAGGCUUCCUGGGGUAAGCCAGCAUCUCGUUCCAGUGGUCCCUUCCAAGUCCUUCAGCGUGACACCCAACCCUCAUCACACCGAUGAUCUCAUUGUGACCUACCCUGUGGGGACACACACACACACACAUGCGCUGUAUAAAUACAUGUGACUCAACCUGACAAGACAUCUCAUACAUCAAACUGUUGUGUAUAAUUGGAGGAAGGGCGUUGUGUAAUUGGAGGAGACACACAUCUGAAUCUGGACGUCCUGUCGAUUGAUACGCCGUCUCCGCAGCUGUCCGUCUCCGUGACUCAACGAUUGACUCAUCUGUGGACGCCCGUCAGAGGACGUCUCUGCUGCGUUAUGAAUGAUGACUGGAGGAUUGAUCCUUUUACAUAAUUAACGAUUUAAUACAGAGGCCAAACCGAAGCAUCGAACAGGAGCAGACUCGACUGAAGUCCAAGCAGCAGCUCUCUCUGUUUUUGUUCCGCUCUCUUCCCGACCUUUGACACCUGUGUUUUCUUCCCGUCAGCUGUUUGCACCACAUUCACUUUCAGCCUCUCAUGCUCAGUAAACAAAGAGGUUGUUUGGUGCAAAUCCUCCGUAUGAAAAACUCCUAUUGAAAACAACAGAUUUAAUCUUUUCUGUCUCAUAAACUGCUGAGGCAACAUUUAUCCUCCUGGCUGAAACCCCCGACUCCUUUAUAUGUAAAUACUGUGAAGCUGAAAAACGCUGGGUUGCAGGGACAUGUGAGUUUAUCUCUAGGCUUUUACUGAGAGUGGAAAUGAUGCUGCAAAAGGCUCGGGUUCGAGGACUAUCAGUGUGGAUUAGGGAUGGGCGAUAUGGGCAAAAAAAUUGAUCACGAUAAGUUUUGCAAUUUUGGCGAUGACGAUCAAAAAGUAAAAAAUAUUAUACUUCCUUUUUAUGUUUUUGACUCAUUUUGUCUUAAGGACACCAGUUAGAAUAGUCAAAUAAGAUAAUUAACCACAGUGGGAGCGAAUAAUAGACAUGUUUUUAGAAAACUGGAUGCAGGAUACGGCCAGAGAGGUCAGGUCACGGUGAUAUUGACACACAUGAAAUAAUGGUUGGAGGAAAUUUGGCAGAGCCGGCCAGCAAGCAAAGCAUGUUCACAGAAGAAGUCACGUUGUUGGCUAUCAGACACCGAUGUGAAGGCCGCUGACGGGAAAACAGGAUAAAUGAUGCCAUUGGUUAGUAUAAGAGGGAAAGAGUUCUGGGGAUCGGGGGAUCGGGGGAUCGUUUGACUUCUGCUGUCCGUCUGAUUCUCAUGAGCUGUGGUUGAUGCCGUAACUACAAUAAAAUCCUGCGAGAGGCUGCCAGCUUGAUUCUGUCUUCGUGUAGUUCAUUUUUGCACCUUUGCAUCUAUGAAGUCUACCAUGUAAGUGUGAAACAACUUUCAUUGAAAACUCUUGUUGCACAGAGUGAACAGCAGCAGCAGAUCCACUGUCCAGUGUCAGGCAGACCUGGUUGCACUCGUCUAAACCCCAAUCUGGAAGGAAAUCCCUCAUGAGGAGUCUUAUUUAGCAACAAGCUGCUCAGGGACGUCUUCUUCACCACCUUCGGCCAUGUUUGUUUGUUAUUCUGCUCUGUGUGGGCUCCGAGUCCUUAACGUCAUCAACUUGUGUUUAUUUCAUUAAUCGUGAGAUGGAAAAUAUUAAUCGUGGACAUUAAUUUAUCGCCCACCCCUAGUGUGGAGGCAGUCAGGACGCCAAGAGAUGCCCGCCCAUUUCAGCCACCUCACUAUCUGUCAAAUUAAACCAACACCUGAAUAAUUAGUAUUUCUUUUGCAGUUUACCACUGUUUGCUACGAAUUAAAGAUUUCCAGGAGUCCCAGAAUGCUUUGCACAGUCCACAAUACGUAAAAGGUGCACUGUUUAGUAUCUGUGCACGGGGGAUGUAAUCAAACCCCUAGACCAAGCAGGCACCCUGUCGAGUCAAGGUUUGUUUUCCUUCUAUUAAAGCUGAAAAUUUACAAAAAAAAAAAACACUUAUAAUUUGGAGGUUUGAGAGAAAAAAUUAAAGGGAAAAAUUAAAAAUUUAGACAAAAAUCAGCUGAAAUUAAGGGAAAAAAUUAAAAAGAUUCACCAAACACAGAAAAUUACAAGAAAACUCAGAAAAACUGAAUUUUUGAUUAGACCUUGAGUUUAGUUUUUUUUAUGUCUUAAAUUAUUACCUUCUUUCAACUGAUUAAUCUUUCUUUAUACAAACCCAAUUCACAACAAGUGUUAUCCUAAGAUGCUUAAUGAAACAAAGCUGGUCUAGACCAGACUUUAUAUACAAAGACCCAAAUAUGGGAUCAGAUUGAAGCUCUUUGCAGCAUUUAUCAAGUUAAAAUGGAGUAAAAGAACUUCCUCUAACAGGCAGAAACCUCGAGCAGAACCAGACUGAUGUUAGACACUCAUCUGCUGAGAUUGAGCUGGAUUAUUCUGGAUUAUUCUGGAUUAUUCUGGAUUUUCUUCAUCUGUAGACUCAAUCGUGAAGACACCAGUGACCCCAUGUUUUGUUCCUUUUUAUUUCUAGCUGUUUAUAAAAUAAGUUUCCUAAUUCUACGUUUUUUUUAUCUUGUUGUCUUUAUUUAUGGUUUAUGUGGACUGUGGUGACUCUGAGCGCUCUGUAAAUGUCUGUAAAUGUCUGUAAAUGUUUUGUGUGUUUGCAGUUUGUAAGUCAGAUCGUUUUGUAAGUUUACCGAAAACGGAUAAAAUCAGAAUCCCAACAGGAAAGUGAAGUUGUCUCAUCUCAAGGCUGUGUGCUGAAUAGAAUAAAUAAACUUUUAGUUUCUCAGUCACUUUGACGACUAAUUCACGACUUUAUAUCGUACAAACUCAGAAACUUUUCAGCUUUUCUAAUUGAGGUCUGUCAGGGUGUGAUUCGUGACAUUUCAGUCGGUACGUACAGAUCGUAGUCCAUGACGGAGAUGUGCAGGCUGACGUGGUCCAUGCUGUCAGGCGGGAUGUCGAAGAUGAUGGCCUCGUUGUAGGUUGGAUUCAGAGUGUUCUUCUUUAUGCUCGUCUUCUUCUUUUUCAGGCGUCUCCCGUCACAUAUCAGCGACACUUUGACGUACGGAUCUGAUCGGUGAAGGAGAAGAACAAGGGCGGAUAAAAAGUGACUUUAUCUGGACAGAAACUGCUGCAGAAACAUUAACAUAACGUUUGGAAGCUCUCCAAGUUCUCUAUCUUAUCUAAGAACGUUCGUUUACAUGAGGAUCAGGUUUCUAGGGUUAUGCAAAAACACACCAGCGUGUCUCCUCCGACUGCAAAGAUAGAGCCAUCAAUGCGGCGUUUCAUCAUCCAGUGUGUGAGCGUGUGUUUUCAUUUUUGGGGGUUUUUUGUUUGAGCAUGAAAGCCCCCCCCCGGAGGAGCUGGCAUGGGUAACAUGCAUGGAAGAGGAUGAGUCAACACCUCGAACAAACAAAGAGGAUGAGGAGGGCGACUGGAUAGUUUCAACGGCAAGACUGAAAGAGCCUCCUAAUGAAUGCUGAUCUCAAUCUUCAGCCGUCGGAGGCGCAUGUUUGAGCCGCCUUAAAAUCAACGAACACAAACAAGAGUACAACACGCUUGAAGGGACAAUUUGAUAGGUGCAGGUUUAUGAAGCGUGGAUUUGGGAUAACAGAAGGAGGCUAAAAACGCUCAAACUUAAAGGCGAUUGACGAUUGGAG
This is a messenger RNA of Xyrichtys novacula (pearly razorfish), 23047 nucleotides long. The record is from the annotation of a GenBank genome assembly. Lineage: Eukaryota; Metazoa; Chordata; Actinopteri; Labriformes; Labridae.